CGUCCAGAGUGUGGUUCGUGUUUUUUGUUACGAGUAUUCUUGUUUCCCAAUGCAUCGAUUGCUUAUUUUCAAUUCGUGCGCUGUCCUGAAUUCCUAUUAUUUCCAAUUUUACCUUUAAUGAGCAUGUUGCGCAGAUUUGUUACUCAGCGAGCUCGCUUGGGGUCGAACAUCCCUUUUGUGUGCCGCAGCCUUCAUACCAACGUGAUCGAUACCCUACGAGAGAGGCACUUCGUCAGUGCUGUGACAAGCGAGGACAUAGCAAAGCGGGUAAGCGAAUCGUCAGUGGCAGUCUACUGCGGUGUUGACCCGACGGCGUCCAGUCUGCACCUGGGAAACAUGGUCACACUGAUGGGGCUGCUUCACUUCCAUCUUGCCGGUCACCAGGCAAUUCCGCUGGUUGGGAAUGCUACUGGCAUGAUUGGGGAUCCCAGCGGGCGUAAUACAGAGCGUGUGGCUCUGGGACAGGAUACGCUGGCGAAAAACAUUGCUGGAAUUGAGGCACAGCUCGAGCGGUUCUUCGUACGGGGGACAACCUAUGCGUCGAAGCGCCUCGUUGGCCUUGACUCUGCGAAUCUGAAAGAGGUGCAUGUGCUUCACAAUGCAGAUUGGUACAAGGACAUGAACAUACUGUCAUUCCUGGGUCAAAUCGGCAGAUACGCCAGAGUGGGCACAAUGAUAGCCAGGGACAGUGUAAAGUCUCGACUACAAUCUGAGCAGGGGAUCAGUUUUACCGAGUUUUCGUAUCAAUUGCUUCAGGCGUAUGACUUUUGGUACUUGUAUCAUCACCACGGCUGCCGGAUCCAACUGGGCGGAAGCGACCAAUGGGGCAAUAUCACGGCCGGUACAGAUUUGAUACACCGCAUGCCCUUUGGCCAGGACAAGAACGACACGGGCGUCAUAACUCCGCGUGGGCGCGAUUCGGCCGACGAUGCCUACGGCCUGACGAUACCUCUUUUAACGACCGCGUCAGGAGAGAAGUUUGGCAAAUCUGCUGGCAACGCAAUCUGGCUGGACGAGUCCAAAACGUCAGCAUUCGACAUUUAUCAGUUCUUUGUCAAAACGGCCGACACUGACGUCGAGAAGUUCCUAAAGCUGUUCACGCUGCUUCCCAUUUCAGAAAUCAGCCGGGUGAUGGCUGAACACCAGCUCUCUCCAGAAGGCUUUGCUGCCCAGCGGUUACUGGCCACCGAAGUUACUGAGCUCAUCCACGGUGAAUCGGGAGUGAAUAAGGCACUCUGUGCCACAGAGGUUUUAUUCGGCAACCAACUGGACUCCAUUCAAAAGUAUUCGCAAGGUGACUUUGCAGAAGCAUUUGCACACGACCAACGGAUGGUCUCGGUGUCCAAGAAUGAAGUAACCGGCAAGUCGUUGGGUGAGAUCGCUGUUUUGGUCGGUUCAUGCAAGUCAAAGUCAGAAGCUACACGGUUGGCGCGCGGCGGGGGGCUGUACUGGAAUAACCAGCCGGUGGACGACAGCAAGUGGGUACCGAGGGUGAGUGCUGGAGAUUAUAUUGGCCAGGGCACUAUUGGCAUUAUCAGAACCGGGAAGACAAACUACCGACUGUUGAGAAUAUUGUAGCUUUUCAUUUGUCGAAUAUUGAGGCGAAUAUGAACGAAAGUAACACAA
Molecule: messenger RNA, 1626 nt
Organism: Kickxella alabastrina
Lineage: Eukaryota; Fungi; Kickxellomycota; Kickxellomycetes; Kickxellales; Kickxellaceae
Exons: 1
Coding region: 118-1578 (486 amino acids)
Biological process (GO): tyrosyl-tRNA aminoacylation
Cellular component (GO): cytosol; mitochondrion
Molecular function (GO): tyrosine-tRNA ligase activity; RNA binding; ATP binding
Source: RefSeq, a predicted model, not a curated record